AUGGGCGAUACCAAGUAUUGGAGCAAGGAGCACCCCCAUUUGGCAAACGCACCUCUGAGGAUGGUAUACUUGAUGCCAGCAACGCAAGAAAAAGAGGUACAGUGGAACGACAAGAGUAGUGCGAAACCAAAUCAUUUCGUUAUCCCGAACCGAGUGGAUCUUGUACGCAGCAACUUUGGGAAAGAUAUCAUUCAGAGAAAGACGAAGCCGGACAUCCAGGUUGGGAACAAGACUGAAAAGCCGCACGCUGCAGCUAUGGUAGACAAGCUCUACCGAUUAUCUUGGACAUGUACGUGCGGGUACAGGGGACUUGAUCAUUACACUGAGCAUCGGCCUGGUGCAGUACGUGAACUCUUGGAAACGCUUCAAGAGCAUGGUAUAAAAGCUUCCAUGGAAGCUUGUGAUUCAUCCCAGUCCAGCCGAUCUGCAGCAAGAGCUGUGCUUGAGCGACUUGGAAUGACAGUUGCAAACAUUUACACUUGGAUUCGAUUCUGCAUUCUUGCGUGGUUGGGCAUCGAAAAAUGGACAUCUCCACCGCUAUCAACUAUGCAUCCUCGAAUUUCCGACUUGGUAAACGAUAGAAUGGCUAAUGGAAGUCCUCCUAAAGCGACUAGUGGGCCAACAAAUGGGAAUUUGCCAUCACAAUCGAGUGUAAAUAUUGAUCCCAGUAAUUCCAACCGACCACUUCAAACUUUGACGGGUCUCUCCAGGGCUUCUCAAACUACACCAGGACGACAGAACUGGCGCUCCACGUCUUCAACAACUAGCACUCAAGUCAACAGCACCAACAUCAACAUACCAGAAGAUUUUAUCCUCUUAUGCAUGAAGGUCAAGAGAUUCUUAACGAACCGUUACGACCUCCAGAUUUCAACAAUCACUCGAGAUCGCGAGCUCUUCGAAGCGUUACGCCGUGAAUACCACUCAAAGUUCCGAUGGGUCUACCGCCAGUUCAGCUUCCAGACCGUACAACGAAUGAGCUUUGUCAAGUUUACUCUACACGCUCGCAAAGAAGUCGACGGCCUCGUCUAUGAUAUGCCACCGGAGGCGGUCAAGCACUACACAUGCGAUCCUCACAAACCAGAUCGUACGCCAGCAUUGGGUAGUGACUUUCUCAUGCAUCGCUUCAGCUCGCCUAAGGAUUGCUUCCAAGACAAUAUUUGUCUUAGGCAGUUCCCAAAACGUAUCGGGGAGCGCCCAACCCCGGGCGUAGAUCCCGACCUCUACACGGGGUGGGGUGUGCAUCUCGAACAAGACAUGGAUCUACAGCGCAUCUGUCUCGUUCUGUUUUUCGGCAUUGCAUCUGCAGGCACAUUUGGGCUCGUAUGGGGCAUAUGCAAGAAAAGCCUGCAAGACGGUUUCUCCAUUGCGAGUUUCAUACUCGGAAGCGAAGCCAUCGCUGUCGCUACACUUCAACUAUUUCUUUCUUUCGGCGCCAUAUGA
Bipolaris zeicola 26-R-13 is the source of this 1440-nucleotide messenger RNA. RefSeq lists its product as uncharacterized. The record is from RefSeq and is a predicted model, not a curated record. Bases 1 to 1440 code for a protein of 479 amino acids. Lineage: Eukaryota; Fungi; Ascomycota; Dothideomycetes; Pleosporales; Pleosporaceae. The transcript is spliced from 4 exons.